Molecule: messenger RNA, 1092 nt
Organism: Maudiozyma saulgeensis
Lineage: Eukaryota; Fungi; Ascomycota; Saccharomycetes; Saccharomycetales; Saccharomycetaceae
Source: the annotation of a GenBank genome assembly
AUGUCGGAGCUUAACAAACUGCUAAAAGAAAUGCAUGCAUCACUAGAUGCAACUUCAGAAGCUAUCAACAAAUUAGAGACAGUUUAUGAAAAUCCAUCCCAACAUGAUGACAUUGCCAAACAUUUGAAAGUCGAUGAAAAUGUAAAAGUGUCAUUACUCUCUUUGAAAAAUGGAUCCAUGUUAUCUUACCUUUCUGCUUUGCUUUCUAUUAUUGAUGAUAAAAUGGACACAAAAGUGAAGGAUCCAACAGCUUCUAAAGGUCGUGAAAGAAGUAUCGAAAAUCGUAUUGUAUUAGAACGUGGUGUAAAACCGUUGGAGAAGAAACUAGGUUAUCAAUUAGAUAAACUUGUGAGGUCGUAUACAAGAACUGAGAAAGAAUACAAAGAUGCUGAAAAACGUGUCACAGAGAGAGAUAUUCGUAGUACAACAAAAUCUAAUAGAGAAAAUAGCGAUGAUGAAGAAGAAGAAGUGUCAAGCAGUGAUGAAGAUGAUGAAUUGUCUUAUAGACCAAAUAUGAUAAAUGCGAAAUCACAAACAAACGACAAAUCAAAAUCCACUAGAGAAACUAAAUCUGGAUCAAACGACAAUAAUGAAGAGACAAAAGAAGAAGACCAAGAAAACGAUGGUAUAUAUAGACCACCAAAGAUUAAUGCUAUGCUACCUCCACAAACAACUACACAUUUCGAGGAUAAAUUUAGUGUUAAGGACCAUAAGGACCGUAGUAGUCAUUCCAAGAUGCAAGCUAUGGAAGAAUAUAUCAAAGACCAAUCAGAACAACCAGAUUGGGGUACAUCUAUUGGUGCAGAUAUUCUAGAUCACGGUAGAGGUGGUAUCAAAUCAUCUAGGGAUACAGAGAAGGAACGUAGAGUAACUACAUUUGAAGAAGAUAAUUUCACAAGAGUGAACCAUAUGGGUAUGAAUAAGACAGAGAGAAAGAAGCAGAAACAAAGACAAAGAAAUGCAAAAGCUAACGUCAUUGGUGGUGAAGAUUUUGGUAUCUUCAACUCAAAGAGAAAGAUGGAAGACAGUACAUCUAGGCGGUCUAAUAAAAAACCUAGAAGUGCAUGGGAUAGGGCUAAGAAGAGAAUGUAA